Molecule: messenger RNA, 2373 nt
Organism: Penicillium longicatenatum
Lineage: Eukaryota; Fungi; Ascomycota; Eurotiomycetes; Eurotiales; Aspergillaceae
Product: DUF3435 domain-containing protein
Exons: 5
Coding region: 1-2373 (790 amino acids)
Source: RefSeq, a predicted model, not a curated record
AUGAAACGUUCUAGACGCCCGGAUAAUAAAGAGAUAGAAAGCGACUCUGGCGAGGAUGACACAAGUGUGACUACUCCUAGCGACUCACAACAGGAUGAUACGGCGUAUGAGACGGAUCUCACAGAGCUGGAGGACCCGCCCAACGCACGACGAAAACGUCUCCGAUCGGACGAGAAUCUUUCCCUGGAGCCAGAUGUCUCUUGUGAUGUUGGAAGAUUAUACGACGACCCGCUGGAUGAAGGUGGAGUGGAUCUUUCGGAGAUUCCCGAGGAUUUCGAUAAAGCGCUAGGUACCAUCGAACGACGAGAGCGGAUUGAAAGCCGGUGGAAAAGGUACUGUGCCAGCCAAGUGCGAAGCAGGCCGAACGAGCAAAGAUGGCAUGAGGUCGAGGAGGCGCUAUGCCAGGCGUCGAAUAACGAUAUGUAUCGGUUCCUACGCUGGUGUCUCCAACUCGAGCGAGGCGAAGACGGUCGACAUAUAAAAGGCAUCCAAAAAGCUAGCACUCUCGAGACCGAUUGGAAAAACCUUCGCCUUUACUAUCAGAAGCUAACCAAGAUUACAAUCAAUGAUGAAGAUGGCUCAGAGAUACGAAGGGGUAUGAAGUGGCUGGUCAAAGAGUUUGAUUUGGACACGCAGCCCGGAAAGAAGACACCGGUCUAUAUUGAGGAUAUUGGCCCGUUUAAUGAAACGAUUUUAUCGACACAGGAGAAAAAGUUCCAUCUGGGAUUCCAACGUAUCCAAGUGUGUUUGUUUAACUCUCUCGGUAUCUUUACGGUGCACCGAAGAAGCGCCAUAUUGAGCCUGCAGUUCAAAGACUUGCAGAUCUCUCUUCAAAAGGAUCCUCGUGGGGGCCCACCCGUGCCUAUGAUCGAACUUACUCCCGAGGGGACCAAAAAAUUCCUCGGUCUGACUAAACUAACUACAUUUGCACUCCCCGAGAUCAUUUAUGGGCCCUCUCUGGUGAUAUGCCCGCACACGUUGCUUUUUGGCAUCCUGUUUCACGCACGGGCGUUCCGGAAUCAGGGGCUGACCUCGAAAGCUCAACUGCGGAAGCUCUUUAUCAGCAAAGGCUGCGAACAGCUUCUGGUGCCUUUAGACCCGAAAAAGUCCGAUUGGUAUAUCUUUUGCAAAACGGAGUUGGUCAAGGGCGUCCCGACCAUUCAGCGGACUAAGCAGAUGCCCAAGUCGACAAUUUCCACCUUGCUGGUUACGUUUGGCGAGAUUCGUGGGUGGAAAGGGGCGUUUCACGCCCAUCAAUUCCGAUAUGGAAGUGGCAAAGUGCUCAACGAGAGUGGGUGGGUGAGUAAGGAGCAACAUCAGUUGAUUAUGAAGCAUGCCAGCCCCCGCACCUUUCUCAACCAUUAUCAUCCUCUGCAAAUCGACACCGAUAUGAUCCGGGUUAUCUGUGGCCUCGACCCAGACGUGGAACUGAUGCGAGCCGUCACGCGGCAAAGCCGUUGGCGAGACACAAGACGUCCACGCUACUUGACUGAUCAACAAAGGGCAGAGGUCGAAGACCAUCCCGAGCUAGAAGUAGCCCGGUGCAAUCUAAGUAAGAUCCGCGCGCAAUAUGAGGAGACUCAGGAACCUGGCCUGCUUCCUCGACUUCAGCAUCGGGAGAAGGAGGUGAGAAACACGCGAAAAAGGUUGCAUCGGAGCUUACGACAUCAGAUUCGAGAGAAAUUUGAUGAGGAGCAAGCCUUUUUGGACAUCGAGGCGCAGCUUUCGGGUGCUGCGGUCAAGGAAGAGAGCGAGGCCAAGUUGUUCUUGGAGGACACUAUGCACCCCCUUCAGUUGCAUCUUGUACAAAGUCUUCUUUCCUACCCAGUUUCCAACUCGUUGGAGGAUGAGUGGCAUCGGCGCGAUUCAGGUACUGCAGCCGUCAUGCAGUAUUGUGAUGUCCUGGAAGGAGGUCCGUUGAGGGGCCGGCCCAAGCAGAAAGCUCUUAAUUCUGCUCCGCUGCCUGAGCCGAUAACUCAGCCGAAGGAUCAGCAGACCAGAAGUGAUAUCGAUCCACGCAAGGUACAUGUCUCUGACCGUGACAAACCGUUACGUGCUACAAGGGAAUAUCUUGAAACCGCUAAGCAGCCAGAGGCAUGCUUCCAAUGCUUUGCGAGUGAAGGGCUCCCAGACAAGGUUCGUUUUCAGAUGUUCCAUGACCCUGGAUGCGUUACGCGCCACUUCGAUGCCAUUCACCUUAAAGAAGAACCACUCAAAUGCAACUGGUGUGAAGUAGCAUUAUUGCAUCAAAUGGCGUUUCAGCGCCAUGCUUUUGACGUGCAUCGUGUGCGAAGUCGCCGGCGUUGUCCGGAUCCGACGCAAGAGGUUCAAAGAAAAGAUGAAGCGGGUUUCGAUCCACUGAAACGCAACUGA